AUGGUGACACUUCUGCUAGAGCAGGUCCCGAAUUUCAAGGGAACCUGGUUCGAAUGUCUGGGGGACCUAGCGCGUUAUCGUAUGGCAGUGGAGGAUACAGAUGUCACGGUCCGCGAUAUAUGGGCAGAGGUUUCUAGAUAUUGGUACAAUCAGUAUCUUUAUCAACGUUCUGAACCCGGCCGAAUCCAGCACCACCUUGGCGUCCUCUCUCGCUCGGAUACUUUGCAGCGGUUCUUCUGCUACUCGAAAGCAUUGCUCAGCGUGGACCCAUUUGCAAAUGCGCGUAAGAGCAUGAUUCACCUGUUCAACCCUAUCCUAAGUGCACCCGCUGACAGACACACACUGAUCACUUCGUUUGUGGCCGCCCAUGGUGUUCUUUUCUUGCGCAUGCCAAGUGAGCAGUUUGAUGCUCGGUCAAACUUCUUCCUUGUGAAUCUUCGCCAGGGGGCUAGCCGGUUAGGCCGAGAGGCACAGCAAGGCAUUUUCAUCACGUGCUGCAAUAUCGCUGCGAUUUUCCAGUAUGGGGAUGAAAAUGGAGCUUUUGCUACGGAUUUUGCUGGCGACCCAAGUACAUCCACUGCAGACGCCUAUGUCAAUGCCAAGAAAUAUCCCUACACCGACUUCUCAUCUCAAUUUGCAUUCGGUGCAAGCUCUCUCGCUUUCCACACCCUGAUCGUCAUCUUUGGCCAAGCCAGCGAGCCAACUAUGCACCCAGCCGUGCAUGCCUCUUUGGCAUUCCUGUGGUGCCUCUCGCUCCAUCCAGCAGCCAUUCAACGACUAGAGCUGCUAGUUCCAUGGUUGAUACUCGCAAAUUAUCUGAAUACUUUGCUUCAACCCAACAUCGAUAUUACAAAAAUUGAAGCCGAAUCAUUUCCCCACAUAGAUGGCACACCCACCCAGCAAUUACCGGAAGACUUGCUGAUUAGAGGACACAUCUGGAGCCGGCUGUAUUACCCUGCGAAAUUCUUUGAUCAGACGGGUGUAGACAUUGACAGACCAUUGAUUGAGGAGCCGUGGACGAUGCUUCUGAGAAGACAUAGGUGCCUGUGGCUUGGAGUGCGGAUUGCAACUCUUUCUCGCUGGAUGACGUAUGACCGGACUCGACACUUUACGCCUACCCUACUUACCCAUCGAUUUGCGGCAGUUGCUCAAUCAACUGGCCACUUGAGUGGGAAUCCAUACUUGAGCCCAGGCCUCUAG
Molecule: messenger RNA, 1200 nt
Organism: Penicillium canescens
Lineage: Eukaryota; Fungi; Ascomycota; Eurotiomycetes; Eurotiales; Aspergillaceae
Product: DNA/RNA-binding domain
Exons: 3
Coding region: 1-1200 (399 amino acids)
Biological process (GO): nuclear-transcribed mRNA catabolic process, nonsense-mediated decay
Cellular component (GO): telomerase holoenzyme complex
Molecular function (GO): telomerase RNA binding; protein binding; telomeric repeat DNA binding
Source: RefSeq, a predicted model, not a curated record